GUUACGAUUUUUAAAAAACAAGUUUAUUUGUGCACUUUUCUUUUAAAGAUUUUUGUUCUGUAAAUUAGGAAAAUAAUUUCUGGUUAAAAUGCGGAUGUCUCAGUUCUAUUGUGGACCAGUAUCUAUGUUGGUUAUUUGUUUAUUUCAAAACUUUUUACUGUUUGUUAAUCUAUUUCUGCAGUGUGCUAGUGAGUCAGAACUUCAGUUACUCAAUGUGGUAUUCAGACAUGGAGAUCGGGCUCCUGAUAGAGAACUUGGUGAAGACUACCCCAACAAUCCCAAUAGUAAUAAUCCAUUAUUUCCUAUGAGAUCAGGUGGAAUGACGAAUGUAGGUAAAAACAGAUCAUACUUUCUGGGAAAAAUUCUUCGCAGGCGAUAUAAUGAUUUUUUGGGCUCUAUAUACUUGCCUGAAAAUAUCAAAGCCCGCAGUACGGAUUCUGAGAGAACAAUAAUGAGUCUGCAAUUGGUUCUGGCUGGAUUAUAUCCUCCUCAUUCUCUACAAAAAUGGAAUCAAAAUCUCAAUUGGCAACCAAUACCUUAUACAUACGUAAAAAAGAGUAGAGACUGGUUAUUGUGGCCAACCACGUGCCCUAAAUACAUUGAGGAAUAUGAAAGAGUACAAAAAAUGCCUGAAGUGGUGGCCAAAGUGGCAGAAUUUUCAGGUUUAAUGGAUAGCCUCACAAAACUGACAGGGAAGAAUAUAAGUAGUGUUAGAGAUAUACUUAUAUUACAUAACACACUCGAAAAUGAAUUUUUGAUGAACUUAACAAUUCCGGAUUGGGGAAAAGAAUACCUAGCUAGUGGAGAAUUAGCACAAAUUAGUGCUUUCCAAGUCGAGCUGAGGAAUUACAAUACGUUGCUCAAAAGAAUAAACGGCGGAAUAUUAUUGAAAAAAAUAACAGAAGAUAUGGUUGCUGCAAAAAAUGGAUCACUGGAUAAAGGUCGAAAAAUUACACUAUACAGUUGUCAUGACCUUAACAUAGGAGCACAGCUUCUUGCUCUCGGUAUCGCCAAACCACAUUUACCUAAUUAUGCCAGUUCAGUGAUUUUAGAACUUCAUCGAGAUAAUGGUCAAUAUUUUGUACAAGUCUUGUAUUACAAGGGUAUUCCUUCUGUCAUGGAAGUUAGAAGAAUUCCAGGCUGUUCUACAUUGUGCCCGCUUGAAAAAUUCAUCGCAUUGUUGGAGGAAGUUAUGCCAAAUGAUGAAGAACUGAACUGUCUACCCUGAUUAUAUUCAUUUUAUCAUGGUUGACACAUAAAUAAUUUCAGCUAUGUAUAUAGAAAUGAAACUAAGUUUUUACUAAGAAGAAAAAAUGCGAAAAAUUAAUAAAUUUAAUUUAAAGAGU
Belonocnema kinseyi is the source of this 1346-nucleotide messenger RNA. RefSeq names its product venom acid phosphatase Acph-1-like. The coding region runs from base 89 to 1228 and encodes 379 amino acids. The transcript has 6 exons. Gene Ontology annotation, molecular function: phosphatase activity. Gene Ontology annotation, biological process: dephosphorylation. NCBI's taxonomy places the organism in Eukaryota, Metazoa, Arthropoda, Insecta, Hymenoptera, Cynipidae. The record is from RefSeq and is a predicted model, not a curated record.